Molecule: messenger RNA, 882 nt
Organism: Phragmites australis (common reed)
Lineage: Eukaryota; Viridiplantae; Streptophyta; Magnoliopsida; Poales; Poaceae
Exons: 2
Coding region: 1-882 (293 amino acids)
Source: RefSeq, a predicted model, not a curated record
AUGUCGUCUGACGACGCCGCCGCCCAGGCCGCGCAAGACGCUGCGCUCAAGAAGGCUGCAGUCGACGCCCUCGCCGCAGCCGAAACAGCCACCGCCGAGGCCAAGGCUGCUACUGCCAGGGCGGAGGAGGCCGCUCGUCGCCUUGCCGAGCACGAGAAUCUGGAGCAGUCCCAGCUUCACGCUCAGGCCGUCGCGGUGUCCAACAUCAAGACGAUGAUCCCCCUCGUCCUCGAGCAGACGUCCUCGGUCUACAGCCGCUGGCGCAAGCUCUUCCUCAACAUCGUGACCAAAUAUGCCCUCGACUGUCUGGUGCUCUCCGACGACGACUUCUCCAUGGUUCCUCAUUGGCACCGCAUGGAUUGCACAGUCAAGUCGUGGCUGUUCGGCACGGUGUCGCCCGAGCUCAUCGAAGCGGUGUCCUCCACUUCCCCGACAUCGCGCUCCAUCUGGCUCGGCCUCGAAGACCAGUUCAUCGGCAAUAAGGAAACCCGUGCCAUCAUCCUUGAUGCCGAAUUCCGGACUCUCGUUCAGGGAGAUCUUUCGGUCACCGAUUACUGCAACAAGAUGAAGCGUAUGACGGACGCUCUGGGGACAUUGGGUGAGCCGGUCUUGGAUCGCACCCUAGUUCUCAAUGUUCUACGCGGCCUGAGCGAGCAGUACUCCCACAUGGCAGCGCUGAUCAAGCGCACGCGCCCGUUUCCUUCCUACUCCGAUGUCCGUGCGGAUCUGCUUAUUGAGGAGGUGACCCUUGCCAGCAAAUCUUCCACUCAGACGGCGCUCAUGGCCACCACACCACCGUGUCCUCCUGCGUCGCGCCCUGGCGUCUCCAACCCAGGCGCCACUGGUGGCCCUAGGUGGCUACGGGACCGGGGGCGGCUCUAA